This is a messenger RNA of Manduca sexta (tobacco hornworm), 7924 nucleotides long. RefSeq names its product protein mini spindles (gene msps). Lineage: Eukaryota; Metazoa; Arthropoda; Insecta; Lepidoptera; Sphingidae. The transcript is spliced from 37 exons. Gene Ontology annotation, biological process: microtubule polymerization; centrosome duplication; mitotic spindle organization. The record is from RefSeq and is a predicted model, not a curated record. Gene Ontology annotation, molecular function: microtubule plus end polymerase activity; microtubule plus-end binding. Gene Ontology annotation, cellular component: spindle pole; kinetochore; microtubule plus-end. Bases 254 to 6343 code for a protein of 2029 amino acids.
AAACGUAACUUACGACUCAAGGGCCCUGGCAACACUGCUCCUCCGUCCAUUUUCAUUUCGCAAACUUAAAAAAACGACGACGGAAAAGAAAAAGACAUUUCUUUUUGUCGGUUAAAAUAUUUCUCGAUGCAAGAUAAUGUGAGUGAUCUGCCGUUUGUAUAGUGGAGUCUUUGUUUAUAAAACUCCGUUAAGCGGUUUCGCUGAAGCAGACGAUUCUAGCGUAUCAAAAUUUGACGUAACCACGUAACACACAAUGGAGGAUGAAAAUGAAUAUAAGAAGUUGCCGACAGAAGAAAAAUGUGUACACAAAUUGUGGAAGGCCAGAGUUGCGGGCUAUGAGGAGGCAAUCAAGCUCUUCAAUCAGAUUGAUGACGAGAAAAGUCCAGAAUGGAACAAAUACCUUGGACUUAUCAAGAAGUUUGUCACAGACAGCAAUGCUGUUGCACAGGAAAAAGGUCUCGAAGCCGCGCUGGUUUUCGUGGAGAACUGCGGGCAUGCCGGCAAGACGACCGGUGAGGUGAUGUCUGGUAUCGUUGCCAAGUGCAUCGCCGCGCCCAAAACUAAGACUAAAGAUUUAGCAUUGCAGAUAACACUAAUGUACGUAGAGAUUGAAAAACACGAGACGGUCGAAGAAGAGUUAUUGAAAGGCAUGGAACAGAAGAAUCCGAAAGUGGUGGCGGCUUGUAUUGCCGCCUUGAACACAUCCCUCAAACAGUUUGGCAACAAAGUGAUAGCGAUAAAGCCUAUGGUGAAGAAAAUACCUAUACUGUUAGCUGACAGAGACAAGAGUGUUCGUGAUGAGAUGAAGGCGCUGGUUAUUGAGAUGCACAGAUGGAUCGGCGGCGCCAUCGAGCCGCACAUCGCGUCGCUGCAGGCGGUGGUGCAGCAGGAGCUGCGCGAGUCGUUCGGCGCGGGCGCGGGCGCGGGCGGCGCGCAGCCCUCGCGCUACCUGCGCUCGCAGCAGCACCGCGUGCGCGACGCGCCCGCCGCCGACGCCACUGACGGUGCAGAAGAAGACGAAGACGCGGAGACAGGAGGCGGCGAUUCAGCAGACAUGGAUCCUUACGACCUUCUCGAUCCCGUGGAGAUUUUAUCCAAGCUGCCCAAAGACUUCUACGAUAAAUUGGAAGCGAAGAAGUGGCAAGAGAGGAAGGAGGCGCUUGAUGCACUCGAGAAUCUGUUGAAGUCUGCGCCUAAAUUGGAGCCUGGAGAUUAUGCUGACUUAGUUAGGGCUUUGAAGAAGGUGAUAUCAAAAGACACGAACGUGAUGUUGGUGGCAUUGGGCGGGCGGUUGCUGGGCAUGGUGGCGACGGGGCUGCGCGGCAAGUUCUCGCCGUACGCCACGGCGUGCGUGCAGGCCAUACUGGAGAAGUUCAAGGAGAAAAAAACUAACGUCGUCACGGCGCUGCGAGAGGCUAUCGAUGCUAUUUAUCCUUGUACUAACUUAGAAGCGAUAAUGGAAGACAUGUUGGCGGCGUUCGACAAUAAGAACCCGUCGAUAAAGGCUGAAAGCGCAUUGUUCCUCGCGCGUGCGCUGUGCCACACGCAGCCCGCCGCAUUCAGCAAGAAACUCAUUAAGGCAUACGUGGCAGGGUUGCUGAAACUACUUGAGAGUGCUGAUCCCGCUGUAAGAGAUGCAGCAGCGGAGGCGUUGGGUACAGCGACCAAGUUGGUCGGCGAGAAGAACAUCGCGCCUCAUAUCGGCAAACUGGACAACUUGAAGGAACAGAAAAUAAAAGAAUUCGCGGAGAAGGCUGUCAUACAAGUCAAAGUGGCAGCUCCAAAGAAGGAAGCCAAGCCUAAAUCAGCCUCCGCUCCCUCGGGGAAGGGCGACACCAAACCCCAGGCUGGUUCAUCUCAGCCCAAACCUGUCAAACGACCAGCAUCAGCUGCAAAGAAGCCGGCGGGCGGUGCUAAGAAGUCUCCGGCGGCGCGCGGACAGGCCAGCCCGCCCAGAGAACAAGAACUGUCGCAAGAGGAGGUCGACGCACGCGCAGAACAGCUGCUCACGUCUGACGUCAUUUCCGGUCUUGGCGAUAGCAACUGGAAAAAUCGUCUAACGGCGGUGCAAAGCUUCCAUUCUACCGUCCAAGGACUAACAACGAACGACGCCACGGCACAAGUGUUGUAUCGCAUUUUAAACAAGAAACCUGGCCUGAAAGACACCAAUGUACAAGUGCUGAAAGCGAGAUUAGAAGUGUGCAAGUAUAUAACUGAGAACUUCCCGGUAUCUACAACGGCAUCAGAAUUUGUAUUGCAAGAUGUGGUGACCAAACUGGGCGAGUCAUCGUGCUCAAGCUUGUCUUCCGAUUGCCUCACAUCGCUAGCAGAGUCGUGUGGUCUCGAACAUGUUUUGAAUGAGAGUUUGACCUUCGCCAUGGACUCGCAGAAGAACCCCAAAGUGCAGUCGGAGCUGUUUAACUGGAUGUCUAAUGCUAUUAAGGAGUUUGGGUUUAACAUGAACAUAAAGUCAAUAAUAGCGCAUUCGAAGAAGGCUCUCUCCGCAACGAAUCCGAACGUGAGAACAUCUACUGUGAACUUCCUCGGCAUACUGUCUCUAUACGUGGGGCCAUCGCUUAUCAACCACUUUGACAGCGAGAAGCCUGCCACCAAGCAGCUGAUCAGUUUGGAACUGGACAAGUACGCGAACAGCACGCCUCCAACGCCUACGCGACAGAUGGGCACUGUUAGCAAGUCCGCGAGCAAGGCGUCGAUGGGCGACGACAUAGAAGAAGCGUACUCUGAGGCGGCGGAGGAGGAGCCCGCGCCCGUCGAGGACACGCGCCCGCGCACAGACAUCGCGCCGCUCAUCACCGAUGCGCUCAUCGCAGAGAUCAACGACAAGAACUGGAAGGUUCGUAACGAAGCCCUGGACAAGGUGAAGGCGUUAGUGACCAGCUCUGCGCCGAUCAAGCCCUCGCUUGGUGAACUGCCUGCAGCACUGGUGGCUCGUCUGUUGGACUCCAACUCGAAGCUGGCGCAGACGGCGCUGAACAUAUGCGCCGCGCUCGCCACCGCCAUGGGCACCAAAUGCAAAGUGCAUGUCAGGACGUUCUUCCCGGCCUUCUUCCAAGCGUUCGGCGACAGCAAGCAAUGGAUCCGCGCGGCGGCGGUGUCGUGCGUGGAGACGUGGUGCCGCGAGGCGGGCGCGCACGCGCCGCUCGAGGGGGAGAUGGUGUUCGACGCGCUGAAGGCGGGCUCGCCCGUUCUCCGCGCCUCGCUGCUGCAGUGGCUCACCGACCACCUGCCUAAUGUGCCAGCCAAGUCGUUCCCUCGCGAGGAACUGUCCGUGUGCGUGCCGACGUUGUUCGCGUGUUUGGAGGACCGCGCGGCCGACGUGCGCAAGACCGCCGCUGACUGCGUGCUGCCGUUCAUGCUGCACCUCGGAUACGAGGCCAUGCAUAAACAGCUCGAUAAAUUGAAGCCCGGCUCAAAAACCGUAGUACAAGCAGCAUUAGACAAGGCCCGCCCUAACCUCCCAGUACAACCGUUGCCUUCUAAAGGAAAGAAGGAAGAACCCAAAGGUGUUAAAACUGGCGGUGCUCUUAAGAAGGAAGCUGAUAAGAAAGGGGCUCCAGCUGCUAAGGGCAAGGUGGUGAAACCUGGUUCAGCAUCUAGCCGCGGCAAGAAAGAUGACGAAGAUUGCUCCCCGUUACUGCCCAACAACAACGCAAAGAACCAAAGAAUUAUAGACGACCAGAAACUUAAAGUGUUGAAGUGGAACUUCACAACUCCACGCGAAGAGUUCUUUGAACUGCUUAAAGAGCAGAUGGGAAGCGCUGGAUUGAAUAAGCAGCUUGUGGCAAAUAUGUUUCAUAAUGAUUUUAGAUAUCACCUCAAAGCAAUUGAAGCACUAUCAGAAGAUCUCCACGAGAACGGCUCAGCUUUGAUGGCUAACCUUGACUUGGUGCUAAAAUGGUUGACCCUAAGGUUCUUUGACACCAAUCCUUCAGUUAUUCUGAAAGGUCUGGAGUAUUUGUCGUUGGUGUUCCAGUAUUUAAUGGACAGUGACUACACUAUGGCUGAGUAUGAAGCUAAUUGCUUCAUACCGUAUCUUGUUUUAAAGGUCGGCGAUCCAAAAGACACAGUCCGCAAUGGCGUCAAAGCUCUGUUUAAACAAAUAUGCGUCGUAUAUUCGGUCACUAAAUUGUUUAAUUAUUUGAUGGAAGGACUGAAGUCUAAGAACGCGAGACAACGAGCUGAAUGCCUGGAGUGCAUCGGGCACCUACUGGAGACGUACGGUUCGACGGUGAUGUCGUCGGCGGGCGGCGCGCUGAAGGAGCUGGCGCGGCACAUAGGCGACCGCGACAACGCCGUGCGCUCCGCCGCGCUCAACUGCAUCGCCAGCGCGUACUUCCUCGAGGGGGAGAAGGUCUACAAGAUGAUUGGACAGAUAUCCGACAAAGACCUCUCGUUAUUAGAGGAACGUAUCAAGAGAGCGGGUAAGACGCGCAGCGCCGAGGCUCGUCGUUCUAUGGUCGUGCCGUUAUCUGCUUCUGGCAAACCUAUACAAGUACCACAGGAGGACCCUGAGCCCCCAAGGCGUGUGAUAUCUGUGGAUACUAUUCCUCAAGCCGAAUACGAAGAGGAAGAGGAGGAGGAACCGCCACCGCCAGUCAAUCCCACGCCACCUGAGCCGAAGGUGAUCACCGGCCCGUUCGGCUUGGACCCCGAGCUGAUAGCGCAGCUGGAUGCCGCGGUGCCGCCCACGCGCCGCCCGGACCUUAAGCAGCCGGACCUCAAGUUCCUGGACGAGCCGAUACCCGUUAGCGGUAUCAGGAAACAGCCGUCGCAACCUAUACGAUCCAGCAUGGUCCCGCUGUCUCCGCCGCGUCACGCGCACCCGCUCGUGAGCACGACGCAGCACGCGCCGCCCGCCAUCGACGACUCGCAGCUCGCCGACACCAUACAUUCUAUUGCUAGUCCUGAUUUAAACGCGGCGGUGCGCGCGCUGUCGCUGAUCUCGGGCGCGCUGGUGUCGGGGCGCGGCGCGGCGCUGGCGGCGCACGAGGCGCGCCUGCUCGGCGCCGCGGCCGCGCAGCUGCGCCGCCUCCGCUCAGCGCCGCCGCAGGACGCGCUGCCCGCUUACAAGUUCCUCGCGGGCGCGCUCACCACCUUCUACGACACGGCGGGCUGCGGGUCGCACGUGAGCGAGGCGGCGCUGUGCGCGCUGCUGGGCGAGUUGCUGCGCGUGCUGGGCGCCAGCGCGGGCGUGGGCUCGGCGCCGGCCGGCCCGGGCGCCGCGCCCGACCCCGAGCGCCUCGUGCGCAUCCUCAACAACGUGUGCGUGCGCGUGCUCGAGCACUCGCCGCGCACGCCGCUGCUCUGCGCGAUAGUGACCCUACUGCAUGAGUCGAUAGGCGUAUCGGACCCGGAAUUCCCUCGCUACCAGGACCUCCUGCUCAAAUGCUUCUGGAAGACGCUAAAGAUGAUCUCCACCUGGGACGUGAACUCUAUAGACUACGACGCGGUGCUGUACAAGAUACACCUGUUCUACAAGGCCUACCCGAACAGUUAUUGGAAGAAAAACCCGGAUAUCAGCGAUACACCAUACAGGACAGUAAAAACUCUGGUGCAUACUCUAGUCAAAAUGAAAGGAGCUUCCAUAGUCAACCACCUCACGCAGAUUCCAGACGUGAACGAGUCAGAUCUGUAUCCUUAUUUACUUAAAGUUCUCAAGCAACUAAAGCUGGACGAGAAGAAAGAGCCGGACGCGAUGAACGGCGGCAGCGUGGUGUCGGCGAUGGGCGGCGGCGGCGGCGGCGGCGGCGGCGGCGGCGGCGGAGGCGGGCGGCUCGCGCGCUCCGUGCACGAGGAGCUCGCGCUCAUCCUCAAGCGCAUCGGCACCAAGGACCACAACAAGGACGCGCUCUCGCAGCUGUACGACUUGAGGGAACGUCACCCUGAAGUGGAUAUUUGGACGUUCAUGCAAGGCUCGUCGUUCUACUUCCGUAACUAUGUGGAGCGCGGGCUAAGAGAGGUGGCCGAGCAAAGGAAACUCGCCUCUAUGCCUAUAUACAAACACGACUACAAGACGGAGAACAUCGACAUAAGUAACGAAAACGACGAGAAAUCUCAUGUCAUAUUCUUAGAGCGACUUAGGGCUUUACAGGCUAAAGCCGGCAUGAAGACAGAGUCGACGCCGUCUUCACAACCGCGCACACCCAUCGGCGACAACAGGACUCUGGUAGAAUCGAUUAACGAAAACUCAUUGCCAAGGGCUCACAGCAUCGACCCACAAUUGGAGUUACACACAACGCAACCGAUGUCCCACAAGAACGAGGCAGCCGUGGACGCCCUACGCCUUAAACUCCAGCAAAUCAAAAGUUCGUCCAAGAGAUAAGGCUAUCUCUGUCUCUCUCAUCACGGAUUUGAUAGCUCUCUCUCAUUCACACGUCACACGAACACGCGUUGGUAUCGAUGUAGAACAGGUUGUCAUUCACCUGCGACAGAUGGCGCUAAAAUAAAAAAGGUUGCUUUAAAAAGGUUCAUUAUCGCGAAAGAAAAAAAAACAACUGCGUGAUCCAUUUCGAUAAAAGUGCUGUUUUAUAAUUUUAAUUCAUGCGAUUCUGUGACAUUCGAAAUAUUAGUAAUUGGUUAUAAUUAGCAGCUAAAUCAACAUGUUAUGGACAAAUUAACAGUGAAGUAACUAACGUGCUUGCAUACCGAAUCAACUUUCGUCACAAACAACCAUCUCGCUUCCAACAGUAUCAUAACAUUAUAGUUCCUAGGAUAAUUUAGUGGAAAAUGUCGUAUCUCUUUCGGCUUGACUGAUUGAUGCGUCCAUUUGUACGUCCCUUACUAAGAGUUACAAUGUGACAAUACCGCUAAACAGUAUCGCCCAAUACAGGGUAUAAAGCUUUGCGAUUCUCGAUUCUUAGUAGGGACUUGUGAACUUGGAGUGUGCGAUACGUGCAAUCGUAAAGGCACUCACAGAUUCAGAAUUCAUAAUCGACUCAAGGUCAUUAAAUCAAGGUCGACUUUAGGAAUUCAUAAAUUAUUCACGGUUGAUUUAAUUGUUGAUACAAAUUGUUAAUAAAAUUAGGAAUACCCGUGGUCACGGCUGGUGCGGUGACGUAGCGUUAUGAAGAAUUGUGUUUUAUUUAUUUACAUGUUAUUUGCCAUAGUCUAUAGACCAAAUAUCAUUUACGAACGUAUAUUCAAGAAAACAUGUGUUAUCAGAUAUUUGUACAUUUUCGAAGUUAACACUGAUGUCAUGACAUCAUUCACCCAUAUGGUUUCGUGACAAUACGUAUCUAUUUUUAUUUUAAUAAAUGUGAAAAUAAUUCGAUAUCUAUAUAGCAAAUAUAACUAUUAAAAUUCAAAUUCAAAACUAUAAAAUGAUCGCAGUCGUGAUUUUUCGUUCGUAAAUGUAAUUUUGCAUUAUCAGACUAAUGUAGAACGCCGAAAAUAUGGAAUUUGUACGAUACGUUUUAAAAAGAUAAAAUCUUAGUAUCACGUGGUGUCCCUUCAUUUGAAUAGUUGUGUGAUGUAAACUUAUGAAAGCGUAAUGUUUGUUAUUGGAAGUUUAGAUGUUAAAAUUAACGAAUUUGUAUGUUUCAAAGCCGAUGGAGAUGAACGAAAUAAAUGUAUGUGAUUGUUAGUUAAAAAUCAUUUGUUGUUGGUCACGUGUGGAGGCAAAUUAGAUUCUUCGAAUUUUAAUUCUAAGUUUCGUCACUCACCCAAUAUCGAGUAAUGUAAAUUUGUUUUCAUCUAUUGGUUGAAAUGAUUUGGGUCGACAUUAUUGGUAUAUAUCGUCUAAAUAUAUAACAUAUGGUAUGUUAAAUGAUUGUAUGUAUUACUAAGCACUAGAUCGCACUUUAGUGGACAUAACUCAUGUAUUUUUAUAAUAAUAGGUAAAUAAUCCUGCCCCAUUGUUAGAAUAGAGUUUAUGGAGUUGUGAAAUAAAAGAGUAAAAGGAAAA